AUGCCGAGUCCGACUAAGAAGCGCAAGCUGAACAAUGGUGCUCAGUCAGCUGUGCCUACACGAGGGCUGGAAUACUUCUUUUCCAAGCAAAGACAGAAUGGUUCUGCUUCCGAUAAAACCCCAGAGGCUCAGGAUAAAGAUGAGACAGCGAGACAUGCCACAGAGAAUCUUACAGACGAGGAACUGGCCAGAAAACUUCAGGCUGAAUGGGAUCAAGAAGUUGCGAAUGAACGACAGGCCAACCAGACUGGAACUCGUUCAACACCAAGCGAACAGAAUGGGUCAAGAUCCAGAGACGAAAGUCCUGCUGCUUCAGAGUUAAAACCACCAAAAGCACUUCCGACAAUGCCCAAGCCCAGUGCAUCCGGAGACCCGAAGAAACCUACACUCGGUCUGCAGUCUGCUGGCAUGGCUGAGGAUACAGUUUCAACAUCGAUACCCCUAGACGAGCCCCCUCUCACUUUUGAGCCAUCCAAGUAUAUCCCCCAGCUCAAAGAACAUUGGGCGUCAGAGGGCGGCAACGCCUCUUACGCUCUGCUUACUCGCUGCUUCGUCUUGAUUAGCGGAACAACAAGCCGCAUAAAGAUCGUGGACACGCUGGUCAACUGUCUAAGAGUGUUGAUAGAAGGGGAUCCGACAAGCCUAUUACCAGCGGUCUGGCUGGCGACUAAUUCAAUAUCGCCCCCAUACAUCUCUCUAGAGCUGGGCCUGGGCGGAUCCGCCAUAUCGAAAGCGUUGCGAAACGUUUGCGGACUUGAUAGCAAGUCGCUCAAAGCCAUCUAUGACAAAUACGGCGACGCUGGAGACGUGGCUUUCGAAGCAAAGAGGAAACAGAGUUUCACUCUAAGGAAGCCAAAGCCUUUAACAAUCAAGGCUGUGUAUCAGUCUCUGGUCAAGAUCGCUAAUAGCCAAGGACAGGGCAGUGGAGAAGCAAAGCAAAGACUGGUGGAUCGGCUGCUCCAGGAUGCCCGUGGCGGAGAAGAGAGCCGAUUCAUUGUGCGAACUCUAUGUCAGCAUUUGCGUAUUGGGGCAGUCAAAACAACAAUGCUUAUCGCCCUCUCAAGGGCCUUUCUUCUUUCGCGCCCUCCGGAAACAGAUUUCCCCCUCAGAUCAGCAUCUGAGUUGUCAAAGCUCAAAAAGGAGGAAUUGGCUGAGAUCUGGGGCCGAGGUGAAGAACUCGUCAAGGCUUGCUUCGCCAGGCGUCCCAACUACGAUGACCUAGUACCAGUUCUCCUCGAGAUUGGAAUCUCAGAAGAGUUGUUGAUUCGUUGUGGCAUUGCUCUACACAUCCCACUCAGACCUAUGCUGGGAAGCAUCACACGGGACCUGGCUGAGAUGCUCACAAAACUACAGGGAAGAGAUUUUGCUUGUGAAUACAAAUAUGAUGGACAGCGAGCUCAGAUUCACUGCGACGAACAUGGAAAAGUCACAAUCUUCUCUCGGCAUCUGGAGCUGAUGACAGACAAGUACCCCGACUUGGUUGAGUUGAUGCCAAAAAUCCGUGGCGAGGGCGUCGACAGCUUUAUUAUGGAAGGUGAAGUGGUGGCUGUCGAUCGAGCAACCGGGGAGCUCAAGAAUUUUCAGACUCUCACCAACCGGGCGAGGAAGGAUGUUGCCAUUGGGAGCAUCACUAUUGAUGUCUGCCUGUUCUCGUUUGAUCUGAUGUAUUUGAACGGCCAGCCUUUGUUGGACCGUCCAUUUCGAGAACGACGGGAGCUUCUACGGUCACUCUUCAAAGAGGUCCCUCACCACUUUACAUGGGUAAAGAGCCUUGAUGCUACGUCAGCAGACUCGGAAACUGUCCUCGAUUUCUUCAAAUCUGCAACGGAGAACAAGUGUGAGGGAAUAAUGGUCAAGAUUUUGGAUAACCUGCCUGCACUGCCAUAUGUUGGAGAUGCUGAGGAGCAGGAACCCGAAAAAGCCGAGAAGGCGGCAUCAAAAGCUAAAGCGAAGGGAAAGGCCAAAUCAAAGAACACUUCUGGAGAGAACGGAGGGGAAACAAAGACCAAAUCUCGCCGAAAGCCACUGUUGGCGACGUAUGAACCAGACAAGCGACUUGAUUCGUGGCUCAAGGUCAAAAAGGACUACAGUUCCAGUUUCGAUACUUUGGACCUCAUCCCCGUUGCCGCUUGGCAUGGACAGGGCCGCAAAUCGAAGUGGUGGUCGCCUAUUCUCAUGGCUUGUCGCAAUGAGGAGACGGGAGCCUUGGAAGCCGUAUGCAAGUGCAUGUCUGGUUUCACGGAUGCCUUUUACAAGGCCAACAGAGAGUUUUACGAUGAUGGAGAGGAGAGCGAGGAGCCAAAGAACACAAGAUCACAACAACCGAGCUUUGUGGAGUACUCGGGCCCAAGACCAGAUGUUUGGUUUGAGCCUCAGGAGGUAUGGGAGAUGGCGUUUGCAGAUAUCACGCUCAGUCCGACUUAUACGGCAGCGAUUGGUUUAGUCAGUGAAGAGAGAGGGCUGAGUCUGCGGUUUCCGAGGUUCUUGAAGAAGAGAGAGGACAAGAGCCUGGAGGAGGCGAGCACAAAUGAUUUCUUGGCUGGACUGUUUCGGAAACAGGAAGCAAAGGCUUCGUCAACGAAAGAGAAUAAUAACGGGACUGAGGAAGUGGAAGAGGCAGACGAGGUUGAAGAGUGA
Molecule: messenger RNA, 2637 nt
Organism: Fusarium keratoplasticum
Lineage: Eukaryota; Fungi; Ascomycota; Sordariomycetes; Hypocreales; Nectriaceae
Product: DNA ligase
Exons: 3
Coding region: 1-2637 (878 amino acids)
Biological process (GO): mitochondrial DNA repair; DNA biosynthetic process; double-strand break repair via alternative nonhomologous end joining
Cellular component (GO): DNA ligase III-XRCC1 complex
Molecular function (GO): DNA binding; ATP binding; DNA ligase (ATP) activity
Source: RefSeq, a predicted model, not a curated record